Molecule: messenger RNA, 3795 nt
Organism: Pristis pectinata (smalltooth sawfish)
Lineage: Eukaryota; Metazoa; Chordata; Chondrichthyes; Rhinopristiformes; Pristidae
Gene: klhl2
Product: kelch-like family member 2
Molecular function (GO): protein binding
Source: RefSeq, a predicted model, not a curated record
GUCGCACACACAUUCACGCAGAGUGCUAGCAGUGCCUGCGGGCGGCAGCAGUAGGCAGGCGGGCACUCCCUCGGUGACACGGGCGGCGCAUUGAAUGGGGACAAUGGAACGGCGGUAGAAUGGACAACAAUCGCGCUCGUUCCUGAGUGGAACGGGCAACAAUCGCGCGCGUUCCACAGUGGAAUGGUGCAGGGCGCCGUGUUCGCUUUGCGCACUCGGCAACAGGCGGAGACAAUGGAGAUACAGCAGAUGUGCACAAAAUUAUGCCAACAUAAACGCCAUGAUCCAAAGGAUGAUGUUUCUGAGAAACAGUGUCCAGUUACUGUGAAUCCUCGUCAUAUGAAAAAAGCUUUUAAAGUUAUGAAUGAACUGAGAAGUCAGAAUCUUUUGUGUGAUGUAACACUUGUAGCUGAAGAUACUGAGAUUCCAGCGCACAGAGUCGUUUUGGCAGCCUGCAGUCCAUACUUCCAUGCAAUGUUUACAGGUGAAAUGAGUGAGAGCAAAGCAAAGAGAGUUCGCAUUAAGGAAGUGGACAAAUGGACAUUGAACAUCCUUAUUGACUAUGUUUACACAGCUGAAAUUCAGGUUACAGAAGAGAAUGUUCAGGUGUUGCUUCCAGCAGCAGGGCUACUGCAGUUACAAGAUGUUAGAAAGAGCUGUUGUGAUUUCCUGGAGUCCCAGCUUCACCCAACCAAUUGUUUAGGAAUUCGAGCUUUUGCUGAUAUGCAUGCUUGCACUGUCUUGAACCAAGCCAACACGUAUGCAGAGCAGCACUUCUCGGAGGUUGUGCUAGGAGAGGAAUUCCUCAACCUUGGUAUAGAUCAAGUAUGCAGUCUGAUAGCCAGUGAUAUGCUCACAAUCUCUUCAGAAGAAAAGGUUUUUGAAGCAGCCAUUGCCUGGGUAAAGCAUGAUAAAGAACCUCGACAGGAGCAUAUGGCACGACUGAUGGAGCAUGUUCGGCUACCCCUUCUUACACGUGAAUAUCUGGUGCAGAGAGUAGAAGAGGAAGCCCUGGUCAAAAAUAAUAAUGCAUGCAAAGAUUAUCUCAUUGAAGCUAUGAAGUAUCACUUGCUUCCUGCUGACCAACGUGCAUUGAUGAAAACAACCAGAACAAGAUUAAGAACACCAGCUAGUGUUCCAAAGGUGCUGGUAGUGGUUGGUGGUCAGGCACCUAAAGCUAUUCGUAGUGUGGAAUGUUAUGAUUUUGCAGAGGAACGUUGGUACCAAGUUGCUGAACUUCCUUCACGAAGAUGCAGAGCAGGUGUUAUGUGUAUGGGUGGGCUGGUUUAUGCUGUUGGAGGUUUUAAUGGCUCACUAAGAGUAAGAACCGUUGAUUCGUAUGACCCAGUCAAAGACCAGUGGUUCAACAAUGCUAACAUGCAGGACAGACGGAGCACUCUGGGAGCUGCAGUACUGAAUGGAAUGCUGUACGCGGUUGGAGGAUUUGAUGGAAGUACAGGUUUGUCAUCUGUGGAGGUGUAUAAUGCCAAAGCGAAUGAGUGGUUUCAUGUAGCUCCAAUGAACACCAGAAGAAGCAGUGUUGGUGUAGGUGUUGUAGGAGGUGUGCUAUACGCUGUUGGUGGCUAUGAUGGAGCAUCACGACAAUGUCUUAGCUCUGUGGAGGCCUACAACUCUGCCAAAAAUGAAUGGGCUUAUAUUGCAGAAAUGAGCACACGACGCAGUGGAGCAGGUGUGGGAGUUUUAAAUGGUUUACUCUACGCUGUUGGAGGUCACGAUGGCCCACUGGUGAGGAAAAGUGUAGAAAUGUAUGAUGUCUCUUCAAAUACCUGGAAGCAGGUUGCCGACAUGAAUAUGUGCAGAAGAAAUGCAGGUGUUUGUGCUGUAAAUGGUCUAUUGUAUGUAGCUGGUGGAGAUGAUGGUUCAUGUAACCUCGCAUCUGUGGAAUAUUACAACCCAGCAUUAGAUAAAUGGAUACUUCUACCACAAUGUAUGAGCACUGGAAGAAGUUAUGCAGGUGUUACAGUAAUUGACAAACCUUUAUGACUAAAGUAUGCUGGAUAUGGUGAAUUCUGGAUUCUUCAUUGAAAUGGUACUUCAUGAAGUAGCUCAACUUUUUAGCACUUCUUUGCUAAUGAUUACAUUAGAAGCAAGCAUUUAAAGCAAUGUGGAAAAGGACAGACAACCAUGUCUUGUCAGCAAGAACAGAAGAUUAUGAUGAUUGCACUUGAUAGAAGCACUACAUGGAAAGGGACUACAUUACAGCUAUUAGUAAGUAGUGUUGGAAUGGAGCCUUGAUGUAUAGGAUUUGAAAUUUUAAAAGCUGCUAUAGAAAUACUGACUUUUGCCAGUCAAGAUGAAUUUGAGCAUUGUGUCAAAGAAACCAACAUAUUGUUAUGGAUAUUACAGGUUAUGUCUUCACAAAUUUUGUGAAAAGGAAUCGGAGUAAUGGUUACAAUUGUGUUAUGGCAAAUAAGUUGCUUCCAUAUGCCUGAAUAUGGAGGCUGACAUGUAAGGUGCCAACAGAUACAUUUGGGUUCCAGGACCAUAAUUUUGUCUACGUAUGCUGUUGGCACAGCACUUCAAGACUUGAUUAAAUAUUUUAAUUUAUUUUUGAUUUGGUACUGAGAAAAUGCCAGUUGAGAGUAGUAGUAUUUGUAGGUAAUGAGAGUUUAACACCAAGUUAUCAUGUGGAGAAAAACAAAGACUGUACCAAAACUUUUAAAUGCAGUUUGGAUUUUAAAAUACAUCAUUCAAUUAAUGUAAAUGCAGGAAAAAAUUGAAAUGUAUAAUUUGUUCUGUUUUAUUAAAUCAUGUCCACAUUUUGAUGCAUUCCUACAUUUCUGUAACUCUUGAUUUACUUAGUGGUUCUUGGCAUGAAGAGUAGUGUUGCAAGUUUAUAUUACUAAAUUUGUGUGCAUUUUCCUUGAAUUGCAUGUAGUAUUGCCAAUGUGCAGUAUAUUUAUGUACUGGUUACAUUUUGCUGCUGUUUAUUUUGUGGUAACACUUGCCAGUUUUGAUUCGUAUUUGCAUAAAUACUAUAAGGAAUAUGAACACUGAAUUUGUUUGGGGAGGAAAACUGUUCCUGCAUUUGACUAAAACUGUUUAAAUAAAACUUUCUAUUGUGUUUGAUUGUAAAUUUUAUCAUUUUUUUGUCGAAAGACUGUCAUAUACGUAUAUCUGGAAUUUAAAAGGUAUUAGGAUUAGCACCUGUUUAAAUUAGGUGAGAUGGAUUUGAUAUAAGCUUGCCAGACAUUUAUUUGAAGUUUUAUUGAUGGUAUGUAAUCUGUUUUGCAUAUAAUGUUAUGACAUCUGCUAGAAAACACCUUUUUUAAUCUGCAUUGUUUUCAUUUUGUCAUCCACAUCUGAGACCUUUGAGAAGUUUGUUUCAAACAAUAGGGAAAAUUCAUAUCGGUAAGGUUUUUAUGUGUCCCUUAGCCACUUUCCAAAGAGACACCUUUCAUUCAAAUCUGAAGAACUUUGGCUAAUUGCCAUUUUUAUCUCCAAUUAUUUAAAUUUAAUGGGGUCUUUUUCACAGAACGUGGAACAGUACAGAACAUGGAACAAGCCCUUUGGCCCAUGAUGUUUGUGUCGACCAUGAUGCCAAAUUAAACUAAUCCCAUCUGCCUGCUAUAUCGCUCUAUUCCCUGCCUGUUCAUGUGCAUGUUUGAAUGCUUUUUAAACAUUUGCAAUCAUAUCUCUGCUUUCACCAUUUCCCCUGGCAGUGUGUUGCAGGUACCUACCAUGGUCUCUGGGGUGGUGGGUGACUGAUUUAUCUACCCUAUCUAUGCCUCUCAUAACUUUAUAUACAGUGGCAUGCAAAAGUUUGGGCACCCC